AUGGAACCAGUAAAGGUCGCUAAAAAUUCCCAGAAAGGCCAGAGUCAGCAACCGGAGCCAUCAACAUCUACGGGCUCCGGAACAUCCAGGCCAAGGCGCGGCAGGCCGAGCGGUGCAAACCGCGUCCCUCUCACCUUGGAAGAAAGACGCGCAAGGAAUGCGCAGUACGAGAGGGAGCGGCGAGAAGACUUCGCCGCAGCGCAGGCAGAAUUAGCGGAGGCUGCAGGUUGCGAUCCCAAUGCAUCGACAAUUAACUUGAUGGCGUUCGUGGUGACAAAAUUGAAGAAAGCCUCGGAAGAUUUUAGUAUUGAGGAGUAUCAAAGAAUAAAUGCCAACCUGGAAGCUCAAAUUGCCAGUUGUUUCGAGAGGUUGGGGCCCGAAUUUGUGUUAAGUGGCGAUGAAGACGAUGUAGAGAUCGAUGACUCAAAUACUCGUAAACGCAAGCUGUCGCAGGAGACGUCGCGAGACGAGAAACGCAUGCGGCCAGGUCCAGAGCAAGUGCCAGUGAGUGGGAGUGGGCCAAUGGUGUCGACCACUGACCUUGCGGAAGCUGGGCCCUUCUUCCCUGGAACACACUCACAGUUGCCAUCUUCAUUUUUCCCAUCUCCAAAUUCUCCCGAUGCAGAGCUACCAACGCCGUCACAGUUUGCGCACCAAACACCAUCGCCACUUCUGCAGCAGGAGACGGCGUUAGAACAGGAGAUAGCUCUUCGUUUCUGCAAAAAGUACGAAAAAGAAGUGAACCUCAAGGACAACAUAUUUAGACAGCCUGGAGAUGACCAGUCCCAAUUGGCGGCGCCCGUUCACGAACAUGACACGUACACCAGCACCACCCAACUCAACCAUAUUAUAGGGAAUUGGGCGAUCCAGUGCCCGUGCCACCGCCAAUGA
Spodoptera exigua (beet armyworm) is the source of this 891-nucleotide messenger RNA. NCBI's taxonomy places the organism in Eukaryota, Metazoa, Arthropoda, Insecta, Lepidoptera, Noctuidae. The record is from the annotation of a GenBank genome assembly.